Tetrahymena thermophila SB210 is the source of this 1056-nucleotide messenger RNA. RefSeq names its product phosphatidylinositol 4-phosphate 5-kinase. Lineage: Eukaryota; Ciliophora; Oligohymenophorea; Hymenostomatida; Tetrahymenidae. The record is from RefSeq and is a predicted model, not a curated record. The transcript has a single exon. Gene Ontology annotation, cellular component: cytosol.
AUGGAGUAUAAAAAUGGGAAUAUGUAUGAAGGUAAUUUCAAAAGUGGCUCAAGAUAUGGCAAAGGAGUAAUAUAUUACAGUGAAACAUAUGAUUCAAAGAAGUAUGAAGGUGAAUGGGUAAAUGAUUAGUUUGAAGGUUUUGGAAUUUUUGAAUGGAGGAGCGGCUCGAGGUAUGAAGGGUAAUUUAAAAAUGGUGAUUUUAAUGGAAAAGGAAUUUACUAUUAUAGAGAUUAAGAUUCAGAAAAAAAGUAUGAAGGAGAGUGGGUCUCGGAUAAAUAAGAAGGUUUUGGGAUUAUGGAAUAUAAAAAUGGAAAUAGGUAUGAAGGUAAUUUCAAAAAUGGCUCAAGAAAUGGCUAAGGAGUAUUAUAUUACAGUAAAACAAAUAAUUCAAAGAAAUACGAAGGUGGAUGGUUAAAUGAUUAGUUUGAAGGCUUUGGAAUUUUGGAAUGGAGGAGUGGCUAGAGGUAUGAAGGGUAUUUUAAAAAUGGUGAUUUUAAUGGAAAAGGAAUUUACUAUUAUAGUGAUUAAGAUUAAGAAAAAAAGUAUGAAGGAGAGUGGGUCUCUGAUAAAUAAGAAGGUUUUGGAAUUAUGGAAUAUAAAAAUGGGAGUAGAUAUGAAGGUAAUUUCAAAUAUGGCUCAAGAAAUGGCAAAGGAGUAAUAUAUUACAGUGAAAGAUAUGAUUCAAAGAAAUAUGAAGGUGAAUGGGUAAAUGAUUAGUUUGAAGGUUUUGGAAUUUUUGAAUGGAAGAAUGGCUCAAUGUAUGAAGGGUAGUUUAAAAAUAAUCAUUUUAAUGGAAAGGGAAUCUUCUACUACUAUAAUGAAGAUGAUACUAGAAAGAGAUAUGAAGGAUAAUGGGUUAAUGAUAAAUAGGAAGGCUAUGGAAUUUUAGAGUAUAAAAAUGGUACUAAAUAUGAAGGAAACUUCAAGAAUGGGAAAAAGAAUGGAAAAGGAAUCUAAUUAGAUUAAAAUGGUUAAAAACUUAAUGGUGAGUGGAUUGAUGAUAAAUUUUAAAAUAAUUAAAUAUAUUAUAAAAUAAGUAAAUAUUAAUAGUUUUGA